Molecule: messenger RNA, 666 nt
Organism: Lodderomyces jiufengensis
Lineage: Eukaryota; Fungi; Ascomycota; Pichiomycetes; Serinales; Debaryomycetaceae
Exons: 1
Coding region: 1-666 (221 amino acids)
Biological process (GO): vacuolar transport
Cellular component (GO): endosome
Source: RefSeq, a predicted model, not a curated record
AUGGAAUUGGACUAUUCUAACGUGGGGUUAAAAUAUUUCAAUUUAUAUAUGAGCAAACAACAAAUUCAACCACCAUUUCAAAAUAAAUACAAGUUAAGAUUAGUAUCACAAUCAGAUUCAAAAUCAUGUCUAAUAUGUUAUAAACCAACAAAUGUAGUAUUAAUAACAGAAAAUAAUGCUGAUUUCUUUUUUAUAUGUAAUCUGCAUUUAUUAGAUGAAUCAUUUGCCAAACCAAUAGAAUCCAAAGAAUAUAAUGAUUUGAAAAAUGAAGUGGAUAAUCUAGAGAAGCAAUUGACUGAGGUAAAUAAAAAAAUUGAAGAAACUAAACCUUACUUGUGGGGUAUUAAUUAUUGGUCAAAAGAUAAGAAAAAGAAUGAUAAAGAUGAUAAAGAAAAAGAAAAUAAAGAAAAUAAAGAAAGUAAGGAAGAUAAAAGUAAAGCGAAUAGUCAUGAAUCAUAUAAAUCUAAAGCAACAGAAAUUGAAAAGAACCUAAGUACGAAAAAGGAAGAAUUGCAAAAUCAUAAAUUUAAACACUACAACUUAAAUUCUACAACUUAUAAGAAUAGAUUAAUGUUAAAUCAAAAGAAGAAAUAUAAUAAAGAAAGAUCAGAAAAAAUACAAACUGAUGGGUUUUUCCCAUCAGCUCCAACUCAUAAUAUAAAUUGA